This is a messenger RNA of Pseudogymnoascus verrucosus, 1442 nucleotides long. RefSeq lists its product as uncharacterized. The record is from RefSeq and is a predicted model, not a curated record. The coding region runs from base 719 to 1342 and encodes 207 amino acids. NCBI's taxonomy places the organism in Eukaryota, Fungi, Ascomycota, Leotiomycetes, Thelebolales, Thelebolaceae. The transcript has 2 exons.
AGAGGAGGAUGUGGCUAGAGGAAGCCAUAUUGGAGAAGAUGGUCCAAGCUAUGCUUCUCCAAGCUGUUGGAGCAUUCAACUACAAUAAAAGGCAUACUUGUGUCUAUAUUAUAUAGCCACUCGUAUGUUAUAAUGGAAGGGGUUGAUAAGAGAGGUAAGCAGCGUGGAACAUGCCAAGGCCCUCGUUCCUAUGGUUAGAAGCCAUACGAUGAGGUAUCCACGACGAUUACUUUUGCCUCUGUAAUCAAUCCCUCCGACGAGUUCAGUGAGUCCAACAAUGCCCCUCCAGUCAAAUUGAAGAGACAAGGCUGUUGUUGCAAGGCUGUGUGGAGCCCAUGCCGGAGCCGCCCACGAGCAUUCUCACCAUAAGCGUCAACAUCAUAAGCAUGCAGAGCACGCCCGUAAAUAAGCAUGCAGCGAUAAGCAUGGUUUAAUCAAAAAUAACGGGAAUACGGAAUAGGGCACGGGCUUAUCCUCAAAAUUCAUGCAGGGCUUGCGCAAUGCUAGUCAAGGUAAGGAACAAAUCACACUGUGGCUGCUCCGGGAUAGUAUUCAGCCUCAAUGGUCCGAGUGAUAACCGACCACUUUGUCAACAUUUGAAUACUAUCUGACAGUGGCUACGUAUCAUCAACGGCCUCGCAUCGACUUUAUUUUCCCCAAAAUCUUUAUCCCAAUCGCCCACCACACCAUUGCUCUACUCUAAUCAAGUUUCGUUACCAUGACGACUCUCACCGCAGAUAUUGCUGAAAUUCAACACAUUCUCAAACGCGAGCGUUACCAUCGGGAUACUGCUCAGUGGGAUUUGUGCCGUGCCGCCUUCCACCCUGAUGCCUCCAAGACAUACAUCAAUGUUGCCUGGUAUGAGGGUGAUGUGGAAAACUUUCUGCAGCAGUCGGCCAAGAUGCACAAAGGCAAGGUCAACAUCCUCCAUUCGUCGUUUGAUCCCGUCGAGAUCCACGUCCGCGGUCAGCGAGCCACCAGCGAGGCCUUUUGCGUCAUCACCAGUUUGCUAACGCUAGAUGGCGUCGACUACGAGCUGGCUUCUUACAUGCGUCUCUUGACUCGCCUCGAGAAACUAUCGGAGUCCGGCCAGUGGCGAAUGCUCAGCCUAGAAUCAAUUUACGUACGCGAUCGCAUAGUCACGGCCUUCCCGGGAUCAGGAUCAAGCACACUCACCAUGAGUGAGGAGGUGCAGGCUUACCCAAAGGGCUAUCGCCACUUGGCGCUGGUGAUGAGAUAUCGGGGCUUGAAACCGCAGACGAAUCUUCCCCACGAAGAUGACCAGGAAGGCGUGCGGGAGUUACUGGACCGAAAUCGGGCAUAUCUAGAGGGAGCUGAGUAGGGACUUCGAUGGAAUAUUCCGUAGGGACUGGUGGCGUUCGCUUUUACGCUGACGUUACCUAAGCCGGUCAAAUACACACAAUUAAUGAUAUUCCCCUCCU